AUGGGUAUCCUCCAUUAUCCCGUUUCCGGAGAGAACCAUGGUCCGUUCUCCAGCCGACUUCGCGAUGCCCUUGCUUCCAAAGCCAAGCCUUUCGACCUCUGGAGCGUCCCUGAAUCGGCUUCAGGGCCCCAAGAAGAAGACUGCCCUUAUGACAUGGAGUCGCAGUCCUCUGCGGAACAAACUCCUAUGACAAUGUAUAAAGCCAUGGAGAAUGAAGCAGAUGCUGAUUGGGCGGUAGAGACCCAAACUGUGCCAGAUCACGUACCGGAAGCGGUGCAUCAUGGAGAGACUGGUAGUCCUGUAUCAAUGGACAAGUUUCUGAGGUGUCUCGAAGACUUGAACGCCCGACUCCAGUCCGUAGAAGAACAGCUCGAAAAACAAAACCUCUGGAACGACGAAAUGGACCGAGGCGUGAAAAGGAUGCAGGGCGGGUACCAAGAUAUCUCGGCUCUCAUUGAGGAAGCGGCUACGCUGAAAGAACAACUCAACGCUCCUGGGACUUUAUCUAUCGCUGGAGAUGAUACAUGGAUGACAGGUGUUACUUUUAAUGCGUCCGAAUAG
Messenger RNA from Penicillium bovifimosum, 561 nucleotides. RefSeq lists its product as uncharacterized. Bases 1 to 561 code for a protein of 186 amino acids. Lineage: Eukaryota; Fungi; Ascomycota; Eurotiomycetes; Eurotiales; Aspergillaceae. The record is from RefSeq and is a predicted model, not a curated record. The transcript has 3 exons.